Rhizoctonia solani is the source of this 2814-nucleotide messenger RNA. Its product is annotated as sucrase/ferredoxin-like domain-containing protein. The coding region runs from base 1 to 2814 and encodes 937 amino acids. The transcript is spliced from 10 exons. Gene Ontology annotation, molecular function: iron-sulfur cluster binding. NCBI's taxonomy places the organism in Eukaryota, Fungi, Basidiomycota, Agaricomycetes, Cantharellales, Ceratobasidiaceae. The record is from RefSeq and is a predicted model, not a curated record.
AUGAUGCAACAAACGCAAGAUGUUGACCUUACAUCUCUUAAGAAAUGCUCCGACUCGUGUCGUGUACUACGCACAGUGUGCUCAGACCCGCUUCUGAACCCGUGGCACCACCCCGUUCGCCAUGCGAUAUUUGAACUAUUUACCCACCACUCAAUUAGGAAUAACGGCAGGCAUACUAUUGAAUACCCUGUUGAAGCCCUCUUAGAGGACCACGAAUCUGAAACGCUUACAAUACUCGCUGCAUUGGCUGCCUUCUCUUGCGUUCCACGAUCUGUCGUUGUCGACAUUUUAGCUCUAUCACCGCCACGGUUCUUGCUGUAUCACUCUGCUCGAUCAAAACUCCCCUGUGAGCUAUGGGAGCAAGCUUUUCGAAGGAGAUUCCUUCCCAGUUGGAUCCCUCCUUGGGUGCGUACUUCACGACGACCAAGCUGGGCGUGGCAAGAAUGUUUUUUCCGUAUACUUGAACAACUGAAUCAUAGGUUGACUUCAAACUGUACGAGUAUGGAAAGUUGGACAAACUAUGUUGUGAUACUCCGUUCAGGAACAGCUGCCACCUGCACAGCAUAUUCACGGACUUUCAGUGCGUCGGUCAUCAUGAAUGAUCUAAAACGCCAAGCAAACCUCAUGGAAUACGAAACCCAAGCACGCGUGAUCGUUCAACUGGCAGACGUUAGAAUCGUCAUGCUCGGUAUGCUUCGGAAGCCUCCAUAUUUUGCGUUCAAUAACCAUGCACGCGAGCUCAUCCAUCCUCCCGGAGUCGAAAGGCCCGAUGAAAUCCCCUCACCCCGGAACACGACUACCGCGGGGAGACCCCAAAUCCCACAUCCACCACAACUGCCGCAACAAGCACAACAAGCACAACAACAACCGCUCCCACAAGGUGCAUCUGUUUCAUCAAACGUCUCCACCAUGCGUUCAUCUGGUGCGCCAAGACGAUCUACUUUCACUACUCCGAGUACAAGGUCUCCCUCUCGGGAACGUCGUGCAAGCAUUGGCCUACGACUGUCCAGAACAUUGACCCAUGAAUCAACUAGCUCUGCACGUAGCGGAGAAUCCUCCUCAAGCAGAACCGGGGGUAUCAUGAGUAGGAUUCGGAGAUGGACUUCUGGCUCCGACGGUCGUGCAGAGCAAAAUUUGUCACCUAGAACGAGCGUCUGCGUAUCAUGGCCUCUCGGUGAUCAUUUCAUUCCGGAUCCCUCAGACCACAGUCGGGUGACCGCUCCAACAACUCACAAUGCAAGCACACCGCUUGAUUCAACUCUAAAUCAAGCAACUAGCAUGUCAUCCAGAGCGCCGGUUAACAGCUUGCCUCGACUGCAGCACCCCGAACCGAGUGAGAAUUACUCUCAAUACCCUAACUAUACUCCAGGGGAAGACGAUACUCGUUGGCGCAUCCAAAAUGGAUUAGAAGAAGGCGGGCUACUUUGGGUGGGGCCAAUAAUGAUCACUGCCCAGCUUGUCCCCCACAAUGUAAAGCAUAUAUCAACUCCAUUAACUGCCGAGGAGGUAUACUCGGAGGGUCGUCACGUAUCUUUCCGUUGGGAUGACCUGAUCGCAAUCGCACCGUGGAUGGAGGAAAGGCUAACGAGACGUGAUGACGGUUCGGACUUGUUCCUCGAGUAUGGGCCUAGCUUCGAGCCCACGGUGUCGAGUUUAUACAUCCUCGAACCUGAAUUCGAAGUAUCCAAUCGAUCCAUCACCUCUUCCUGGAACGGCCCCAGAACACUCAUUUCAUCUGAUCCUUCAAACGCCAUACCCGCCCCCAACGUGGCCUUCGAAACUCCAGGAUGCUUCUCCGCUUUUACGAGACAUUUCGGCCUUGCUCAAGCAACAUGGAGGGAUCGUAAAUUUUGCAUGGGCACCACCGCUAUCAGAAACCCCGACAGAAGGAUCGUCAUCAGUCGGCGGCGUAUGGCAAGAAAGCGACAAACCCGAGUCCUACAAGGGAAUACUUUAUUCCCGGAUCGAGACCCAUACACGAUGCCUGUCGUAUCGAAAAGCAGCCUACCCGAACUCUCGUCAAUCAUUCCUAGGCCAUUACAAUCACCUGGCGCGCUCAGUCCACCAAACUCUCGUUCUCCAGCGGCUAAAGUGAUCGACAUUUACGUUUGUACGCAUGGCGCGCGGGAUUGUCGAUGUGGUGAUAUAGGAGGCGAGAUAGCCUACGCCUUGCGCGCCAUGAAGCGACCAGAUGUGCGGGUCUUUGAUAUUGGUCAUGUAGGAGGACACAAGUGGGCCGGGAAUGUUAUUGUCUUUCCGUCAGGUGAUUGGUACGGCAACUUGCGUCCUGAAGAUCUGCCGCAGCUUGUCGAUCACAUCACCGGCCCCGAUCGUGUUGAACCGUGGUGGGCCCACUGGCGCGGGCGUAUGGGACUGACGAAGGAUAUGCAAAGUGCACUGCAUAAUGCUGCAGUCUAUUCUGAGCAUCUUGAUAAAUCUAACACAUUUCCCUUCGCUCCGAUUCGCAGGGGCCAGGCCAAUCGGUCUAUUCACACCGUGAAAUUUGUUUCAUGGGAAGGAAAGGAGACCACUGUACAGGCUAGCCAAGGGAAGAAUUUAAUGCAGGUUGCGAAGGAUGCUAGUCUCGAAGGAGUAGAAGGUAUAUGUGGAGGAAAUCUUGAGUGCGCAACCUGUCAUAUGUACAUCUCGCCUUCGGCACCUCUUCCUCGCAUGUCAGAUGCGGAGGAUGAUAUGCUUGCAUAUGCGAUCAAGCGAAGAGAUGGCGAGAGUCGGCUCGGGUGUCAAAUAGACGUUACUCCCGAACUCGCAGCUUGGAUAGCAGAAGGCGGAAGGAUCGAACUUCCAAGAUUUUGA